GUGGCGCAGGUCGCAGAACCGUCGCGCGGCUCCGCAGUCGGUCGCUUUGCUCUCGGCCGUGGGUUCCUGGGGUCGCUGCGCAGCGGCGGGAGCAUUUCCGCAGCGGGUGUCGGGCCGCCGAGCGCCGUCUUCACCCAGCGCCAUGGCCGUGGCCGCUGUCGGCCGCCCGGGAGCCGCGCGCUGCCGGCUGUUGCGCCUGCUGUCAUUCCUGCUAGUGGCCGGCCCUGCGCUGUGCUGGAACGACCCUGACAGAAUCCUGUUGCGGGAUGUGAAAGCUCUUACCCUUCACUAUGACCGCUACACCACCUCCCGGAGGCUGGACCCUAUCCCUCAGCUGAAAUGUGUUGGAGGCACAGCCGGUUGUGAUGCCUAUACUCCCAAGGUGAUCCAGUGUCAGAACAGAGGCUGGGACGGCUAUGAUGUGCAGUGGGAAUGUAAGACCGAUUUGGAUAUCGCAUACAAAUUUGGAAGCACGGUGGUGAGCUGUGAAGGCUACGAGUCCUCUGAAGACCAGUACGUCCUCAGGGGUUCCUGCGGCCUGGAGUAUCAGUUGGAUUACACGGAACUGGGCCUGAAGAAACUGAAGGAGUCUGGAAAACACCAGGGCUUCUCUGAUUAUUAUCACAAGCUGUACUCUGCGGAUUCCUGUGGUGUUGGCGGGUUGGUUACCAUUGGGGUACUCCUUGCUCUUGCCUUUGCGGUGUAUAAACUGUUCCUCAGUGACGGCCAGGCUUCUCCUCCACCGUAUUCCGAGUACCCUCCCUAUUCCCAGCGCUAUCAGAGGUUCACCAAUGCUGCAGGAGCACCUCCGCCCGGCUUUAAGUCUGAGUUCACAGGACCACAAAAUACUGGCUUUGGGAGUGCUUUCACAGGACAAGGCUGUGACAGUUCAGGGCCAGGGUUCUGGACUGGCCUGGGUGCCGGAGGACUGUUAGGAUAUUUGUUCGGCAGCAAUAGGGCGGCGACCCCCUUCUCAAACUCAUGGUACCACCCGUCUUACCCUUCUUCAUACUCUGGCACCUGGAAUAGCCGUGCCUACUCUCCACUGGGUGGAGGUGCAGGGGGCUAUUCUGCAUCCUUCAGCUCAAAUGCAGACUCAAGGACCAGAACAGCGUCAGGAUAUGGCGGCACCAGAAAACGGUGAAAUAGGAAGCUGGAGGCAGACGUUGGAUACAGAGUUUCUGAUUUGUCAUCACCUUCUCUCUGUGGGAAUAGCCAACAGCUGUGUGGUGUUUUGUCCUUGUGUCGUUUCUCAUGUUCUCUUUGUGGCCAAGAGUUGACAUGUGACAAAUGCUUACGUUUUGUGUGGUAGUGUAACGUCUAGCUCAAAGUGGUGGCUGCUGAAAUUGUCCCGCUUGCUCCUAAGCCUGUGGUGCCAGAGACUGAACACAGCUAGCUUGAGCCGAGGGGCUUUGAUUGAUGGGUCCUUCCCUGUAGAAACAGUAAUCCUCUAGUUGGUAUUAAAACGUUUGGUGUUUGCUGUUCUUCCAACACGUGCCCAGCACUGGACGACUAAUCACACUGAUGUGUGGGUUCCAGCCUCUUGCCUGGCAGAGCUCGGACCCCUCCUGUGGUCCUGACAAGUGACUGCGCCCACAGGAGGGCUCGAGAUCACAGGUUUUCAGUUCUCAGGCGGUAACAUCACAUGCUUCAAAGCAAUCUGCAGUAGCAAAAGCAUGUACUUCUCUGAGUCUUGAGCUGUUGGGUGUCGAUGUAACAGUCUGUUUCAGCUUACAUUAAUGUGACAAUAAAUUUAAAAACCAGGAAGUA
Chionomys nivalis (European snow vole) is the source of this 1770-nucleotide messenger RNA. It is a transcript of the gene Saraf, whose product is annotated as store-operated calcium entry associated regulatory factor. The record is from RefSeq and is a predicted model, not a curated record. Gene Ontology annotation, biological process: regulation of store-operated calcium entry. Bases 143 to 1144 code for a protein of 333 amino acids. NCBI's taxonomy places the organism in Eukaryota, Metazoa, Chordata, Mammalia, Rodentia, Cricetidae. Gene Ontology annotation, cellular component: endoplasmic reticulum membrane. The transcript is spliced from 6 exons.